AUGAUGAGUGGGCGGAGGAUAAGGCAGGUGAAUGCGAAGAAGAAAAUCGAGGAGUGGAAGGCCGAGGAGGAGGAGAGGAAGCUGGAGAAAGUAGCGGAGGAGUACACCAAAAAGAUGAAUAGUAAGAAGAUGAUGGUUAACAAGGGAAAAGGAAAUUCCUACGCCGUGGACGAGUAUUUUUCUGGGUCGUGCAUAGAAUCUUCGAAUAAAGAGAAACCCCUAAUGAAUUUCGAUGAUGGAAUCAAUUCAGCUGCUGAAUUAGAGGUUCUUCUUGGGAUGGAUGGGUUGAAAUCAGAGCUUCAGGCAAGAGAGUUGAAAUGUGGAGGGAAUUUGCAACAACGUGCGACCCGCCUUUUCCUUCUCAAAACAAAGUUAUUCGCCAAGAAGUGA
This is a messenger RNA of Oldenlandia corymbosa var. corymbosa, 390 nucleotides long. The record is from the annotation of a GenBank genome assembly. Lineage: Eukaryota; Viridiplantae; Streptophyta; Magnoliopsida; Gentianales; Rubiaceae.